GAUAACUGAUUACAAUACAAUACUUUGUCUAAGGUCGUCGAGAGCUUUAGCAAGAAGACUAAUUUUUGAUCUUUUCAAUAUCAGAUUAUUGCUUAUUAAAGUAUUUAAUGCAUUUAUGCAGUAAUUAUUAAACAAAUUUAAGUAUGACUUUAUGCAAUAGUUUGUAAACUACGUGUGACCUUGGGGAAAACAGCAUAAACCUUUAUGGCAGGAAGGUGAUAAAAUGGCUGAUAAACAUAGUUUAAAUUAUGAAGUGAGGGAAUUGAAGUUGGGUUCAAGCUUUACAAAUAACAAAGUUUCCCAGUAUCAUACCAUUAAAUAUGAUUUCAAACCAGCUUCUGUGGAUGUUAACAAAAUGGCUACUGUAGAUGUUGGUACUAAUAACCAAGUAACUGUUACAGUACCACAUUUAGAUGGAGCUGGAGUUCCUCAGACUGUAUUUAAAGGAAGUCAACGGCCAUAUACAAAAGAGUGUGUACUUAUAAUAGACCGAGUCACAGGCGAGAUCACUCUUGAAAAACUCUCUAGUAAUAUACAAGUUAAGAAAACUAGGCAAGAAUCGGCUGUAAAGCAGAGACCUCUAACACCAAUAACAGCAGACAUGACAAAUACUACACAGAGAUCUACAUCGCGUACGCGAGUAGCCACCAACAAACGUGUACAAAAUAAUCCAGCACCUACAGUAACACCGGCUCCUCAGAUGACAAAUCAUGCCCGGUUCAACGGAGGCUCGCAGAAAGCACAAAACAUGGUCCGUUCUCCUCCACGGGUGAAAACAUCACCACCACAGGCUCCAUGGUCUGCUGGCGGCAACAGUACAUUGGCCUCGUUGCCGAUGAUUGGUUUCGACGAGGCGCCGUCCGCGUCAGCAGCGCCGAGCCUACCGCACGUGACGCCCGCCGUGACACAGAACGUGACGCAGAACGUGACACCCAACGUGACGCAGAACGUGACACCGAACAUGCCGCACGUGGCGCACAGACAUACCCCCGCACAGAUACCGCCCGCACCGCAAGUGCAGAGACAAGAGGACAGUUCGUCAAGUUCAUCCAGCGAUAGCGAUAGUGACAGUGGCAGCGGUAGUGAUAGUGAUGACAACGACUCGAGCGCGCGUCAGGCACUCCCUAACGGAACUGCAAGUAACCCAUCGUUACCAACAGAUGUGCUCAACGACGAUCUGUGCCUCUCUGAGUCCGGGAGUGACUCCGACUGACCUCAACUCAACUCUUUAUUUACAUUACCAUAUUUUAUUUGACAGUCAUUUAAUUAGUGUUCUUGCAACCAACAAAAGUCAAAUCUGCCAAAUAUAACAAUAAGGAUAUGGCAGUUGGCUUUUUUUUAGAUUAGGUUUUAACAUUCUAGGGAAACAGAAAACCUUCUAGCAAAGUGCCUUGUUAUUCAUGUAAAAACUGGAGCGAUAUUUGUCUUAUUGUUUAGUCAUUGAGUAGUUUGGCCAAAAACAACUGGCAAGUUACAAUUUAUAUUAUACUAAGUAUAUAGCAACUCGAAAAAAAAUAGGGUUGUCAAGAUGUCAGUUGGUUACUUAUUUGCAAUUUGGUGGUCUAAAUAAUAUAAGAUUUUUUUUUAUUUCAUCGUAAUUUUAGUCUAAACCACUAUGAACUACUCGGGAAAAAAUGGGAUUCCCCUACUCGGGCGUAUUAUGGCCGUUGGCUAUGCCUCGUGUCCAACUUGCUACAGCCUUGUAGGAAUCAAAGAAUGAACAGUUUCAAAGAUGUAUAGUAAUAAAGGAUUCUAAAAAAUAACUCGGUUUUGAUGUAAACAUUGAGAUUAAUAAUAUUUUCAAUAAAAUAAAAGUACAUAUCGAAAAUGAAGCACCAAUCAGAGUUAACUCGCGUUCUAAUCGUUUUUUGACGCGUGACGAUGCAAUGUCAUCGUGACACUCGAGGAAUUUCGCGCGUAAUUUUGAUAACAGCUUUUGCUGAGAUAAUAAUAUAUUAUAUAAAACAGGUUUUUUUUUUCGGAAAUAGAAGUCGUGUACCAAUAUUAUAGACGGUGAAUUCGAAAUCUCGAAUCAUGCCUAUUUUCUUUUUGGUGAACAAUGAUUGGUAUGUUGCAAAUGUCAAUGUCAAAUAACAACUCCUAUAAAUAGUAAGAGCAAUUGCCGCCAAACCUCUAUAGCUUAUCACAGCGUAGCGAAACUCUCUAAGAAAAAGGGAUUGUAUGAAACAUGUAGUCAUUGUUAGAUUGACAGAUGACGGCUAUAAUCUUGUAAAAAACCGGUGCUAGCCGAAAUCCACAACGUUAUAAGCAACUGUUCGCUUUCAAACGUGGCCGGAUUGUACUUCGUCGCCAUAUUGUUAUUACUAUUUUUAAACUUAUCUCAAAUCACUGCACGGUUCAUACUAGACUAAAUUUAAAUUUUUACUUAUUCUGUCCUGCCUACAUAGUACGUAGUAUUUACAUCAUUUUUGGCACAUCAGGUAUGGUUAUUAACAGACAUGUAUUUGUCAACGUAUGACAAAUGACAGGUCGCAAAAACUGACAACCCUACGGGGUUCAACCAAUUAAGGGACAAAAUUUAUUUUUUUGACAGAUUUGACGGCUCUAACUCAAUUGUUUGCAACUAAAUUAUGUCCCACGAUUACUGAGUAUAAUAUAACGUAUAUACGUUGCUCAGUAAUCGUCGGUUGCCAUAUGGCAAAUCUAAGCCGAUGGAAAAUAUAUUAUACAAGUUUUAUAUUGAAGCAUUAUUUUAUAUAAAAAUUAACAUUGCGAUUAUAAAAUUCAAAUUAUUCAUCGUAUUACCAAAAUCAAAUUUAAUACUUAGUAUUUUUACUAAUAUUUGAUCACUUCAAUAGGUAAGUAUAUAAAAAAAUUGUAAUAAAAUUGUUAUUUAAGUAAAGAUUUUUAAUUUUAAUUUGCCGCUCGCUUUGCAGGCAACGGUAGGUACUUAACUGCUUCUUUUGUUAUUAUAUUUUUGUAUGCCAUAAUUGUAUUUCAUUUUAACUUAGAUAAUUUAUACGUCUAAAUAGAGCCUCUUGGUGUUAGACAACCGAUGAUGACAGGCCAGGUUUAUUACUUUAGUUUGUGUGAAAAGUUACGUCUCACGCUCGCGAUUUGUAUGUCAAAAUAGAGGUUAACAGUCAACCCCAAUUUUUUCUAAUAGUCCAAUCUAGACGUAUAAAUGAUCUAAGCAUUUUAAAUAUGUAUAUAGUGUUAUUUAAUAACAGUAAUGAUAUUGUUAAAGAAUGAACUGAAAUAAUUCAGUUCGUACUCGGCUUUGACUCUUCAGACAAGCAUGAAGUUGUUAGUAAUUACUUAUUUCAAACAAUAAGUAUAUUAAAAGUAUCCCAAAUUUAGGAGAUGGGUAUAGUUGUUGGCCAAAACUGUUACCAAUUUGAUUUAAGUUAUACUGAACUAUAUUUUGUUCAGACUUACAACAUUUUGGCAACAAAUUCAAAUGCAUUAUUUUAUUAUUAGGAAUGUGAUCUUUUUAAUGAUCUAUGCUCGCAAUUUUGUCUGCGUGGAAUUCGCUUAUAUCGUGCUUACUAUGAAACUUAAACAUGUAAAUUAAAGGCAAAGUUACUUCUAUAUUUACCCUCAAGAGAUGUGACGACCCAACGUUUGUGAUUUAGUACAAGCGAACUACCAUUCUAUUCGCAUUUAACCCUCAAUCUUAUUACAUGGUUGAUGUAGGUACUCGGAAUAAUUCCUAAUCAAUUUGUUAUGCUUUUAAAGUGAUAACCCUCACUUCUAGGAUUAAUACAUAAAUAAAAUUUUAUGAACGAUGCGGGACUCCAACCCAAGCGGGUGCUCUUCCAACAGAUUUCAAUUUCCUAAUAUGUAAAUACUGGGGUUGAGCAGGUUAUCAACUGUAAAGUAGAUCCUGUAGAUGGAGCCAUAACCUGUGAGUUGAACAAAACAUGAUUUUAUGACGAUACGUUAGCUCAGUUGGAAGAGCACUCGCACGGUACGCGAGAGGUCGUGGGUUUGAGUCCUGCAUCGUUCAUAAAAUUUUGUUUUCCACUUUUAUUUAUGUUCACCACCGAUUCUGAUCUGAGAUUAUCUGAAUUAUUCCUAGAUUGCCAAUCUCACAAACAAAAAGUACAAGAAAUUUAAAAACUAUAACACAUUUUUUUAUUUUUUAAAUAACCCUCAUUUUUGGGAUUUAUUACACAAAUUAAAUUUAUCAACGAUACGUCACUCGAACGGUUGGCUCAGUGGAAGAGCGCUCGACGGAACGCAAGAGAUCGUUCAUAAAUGUUGUUUUCAAAUAUAAUUUGUUUACUUACAACAGGCAUCUAUUAAAAAUAUAUAGGGUGGGUUUAUUGUACUAAAUUAGCACUAUGUAAGACGAUUUCAUAUUUUUAUUAGCAUUUAUUGUAAUUUAUUACAUAGUCAACACGUCACAGGCCGUUUCGUGACGUGUUUCCAUAUAAUUGUUAGAUUGAGUGUAUUUUGAGCAUAGACUUAAUAUUACAUACUAGCCGUAUAGACAAACUGACCUAUUUUGAUUUGUCAAUGAGAUAGCUAGUGGUUUAAUAUUCAAAAUACUAUGGAGCUAACUUCAAUCGUGGCUGACUAUUUACGACUUGUUGACAACAAAAAUAAUUCAGCCGGAAGACGUCCACUGUUGGACAAAAGAUCGUCAUGACGAUCGGUCCUACGCUGCCCUUAUCCACCCUAUUCCGGCGAUCUUGACCAGAUCGUCGGUCCAUCUUGUGAGAUACCAACGUAUGUGGUUGCCAUUCGAGUACCUUACUGCCAAAAAGGCCAUCUGUCCGUCUAGCUAUGUGACUGCCCCUUCAGUUUCGCAAUGAUUUAUAAAACAAUUAAAAUGUACAUCUUGACUUAAAAGAGUGGCAAUGAGUUACUUGCUACUUCUUCUCAUUAGCUCAACCCUUUACGAUGUAGCGGUAAAUUCAAUAAGAACAAUUUUUUUUUGACAUUCAUAAGUGUCAUUUCCGUGACCUACAUGAAUAAAGUGUUCUUGAAUUUUAAUUUUAAUCAUUUGGGCUAUGUUGGUGACUUUGGUUCAAUUCUGAUUCGAUCUCGUAGGAAAACUCCUAGCAUAGCCAUAACUCCAUUGCCCGCUGAGCAACAAUGAGCUUCCUCAUAAGGCCUUCGAAUUGUCAAUCAAAAUAGGUGACAGUAACAAAAGAUUCGAUUUCCUUGUCUAUCUUGCUGUAUAUCUGUUGGAGAGUUUCUUCUCUCUCGACCGCUUUGUUUGUCUAUACGCUCGUAUAAUGUAACUCUAUGAGACGCAGACGACCUCGACACAGUGCAGCUGAGAACAAUCUGGCGACCAGGCACUGACCUGUAUAAAUACCACUGUACCGGCUGUUCCAUACGUUUGACAGCAAAUUUUUUGUGCCUAUUUGAAGCGCCACUCGCGAGCGUCCAGAGAACUAAUUUUGACGUAUAAUACAAAUGGCUGCGAAGGAACGUACAAUUAUACUCUAAAGUAUUUUUGCAUUUAGAAUGAGUUUCGUUUGUUUUCCUCGUUAUUUAAACUUCAAUAAUCAACGUAAUAAAGUACACUAUUUUUUUUGCAAGCAUUUUCCCACCACCUAUUGAUGUUUGCUGAGGUUGUCAUCUCUAGUUUUAGUACCGCAGACUCUCGCUACAUGGCCAACAGCGCCAAAAUGGCGAAAAUCAAACAGGCACAAAACCAUGUUGACAGCCGCCAGUCCAGUGGUAUAUAGUAGAAGUAAGUGAUUGAUUGCCUAACAUCAAAAUAGACCUAUUGCAUUAGCCUCUUUAAAACUUUAAGCCUUCUAGUGGGUACACAUAUGAACGAAAUACCAAGAAUCCUUUCAAGAAAACCCGAGUACCAAUGAAACUGGUUUACCCGAAUUAGAACUGCUAGACCCUUGUUGGUGUUGGAGCUAAGGAAUCCAAAGUCGGAAUGUUAUUAAAUUUUCAUGCUUGAUUUUUCAUCGCAUGAAAUCCAAAUUUUGAAAGUAGGUACUUCCAAAUAAGUGCUUAAUAAAUUGAACACCAUUACUACAUACUUAGCUAUAGCAAAUAUUUAAUUGCAGUCAUUUUAUGCGAAAUGUAAAUAGAUCGAAUUUAUAUAAUCAAAGAAAUUUAUAUAUAAAACAUUAUUUGAUUGGUUAAAAUAAUGAAGGAAUGGAAUUUUAUAAAAACAACUGGACGUAGUUCCUGAAAAACGUUCCAAGCCACAUACAUCACAUUUUAAGGAAUUCGUGUUUAAAGUUUAAUAAUUAUUAGUGUAUUCCAUACAUGUGGGUUGGGCUACUAAGUCAUGAUGUCGUUUAGAGUGACAGGAGGGCUGCCAUUUUUUUCAGUCCAUUAAUAUGAAUCACGUGACUAGUUUUGUUUUCGUAACUCAAUUUCGAUAUGAUUGUGGUUUGGAAGGUUUUUCUGGAAUUACGCCCAACUAUUGUUCAUACCUAAAUAAUUUACAAAAAAAAAAUAAGCAAUAUUUAUAUAUUAAACAAUAUAUACCUUGCUAUUAUUACUGGUUGAUCAUACUAUGCGAGAUGGAAGUGAUUAUUUUAUUAUAAUAAUGAUAUUAUGCUCAAGUUUUGAGUCAUUAAAUUAUAAGAGAACAUAUUACCGACAUGUUGCAAGAUAACUGUUAAUAUUAAUAUUCAAAAGUGCCUCUAUAAAUACAGAUAUAUGUUUUUCAAGCUGAUAUUUUUGAAUAUUUAGAUGUUAUUGUUCGCCUUAGCGUGUAGCAUAUGCCGUGCCAAUAAAGAAUAAUAUGAUAGGAGCUUGUAUAUUUGCGAAAUCACUGCUCAAAGUAAAAAAAAUCGUUUCAUAUUAUUGAUUUCAUGGACGAGGAUGAUGACCGAACCAACAAGUGAUUUUGGCCUUUUAUUGAUAAAUAAAAAAAAGGGGAAUGUACGCUUAUAAAUGCACGCAAAAAGUUGUGCUUCUUUGACGUUAGAAAAAAAAAGUGUGUGUGUACUUAUGUAUGCACGCAAGAAGUUAUACUUCUUUGGCGUAACAAAGUAAAAAUCCUUUAAAUUAUUUAUUCCUCCUACUAUUCUACAAUAUUGUAAAAAACUUGCAAAGUUGGCUUUGACAAUUAAUUAUUAAAUAACUAAUAUGUAUAUGGCUGUAUGGGCUUGAACCCUUUGCCUUCCUAAUAAUGGACGAAGGAACAAAAAAAAAAUAACGAAUAUCGCAAGCGUCAGAAAAUCUUAGCAACCAACUUCACCCUGUUACUUUUUUCUUACAGUGAUGCGAGCGCAUCUUAAAAUUUCACUCUCAUAACUUUUUCAUAACGCGCCUUAAGAAGUAUAACUUCAAAAACUUUAAAGUAGCAAAAAUUAUAAAAUGAUCGAUGAAACACAUUUGAUUAAAAUACAUGCAUGUAUACUGACGUAUGUAUUAAUUUUUUAUCCCCGUAGAUAUAAAUCACGUGUGUUAAAGAUUCGUAAAUAUUUGAAUAACCAAUUUAAAUAUUGUUAGCUACUAUGCAGACAAUGCACUACAUAGUAGUUAACAUGAUAAUUGAAGAGAUAUUUAGAAACCAACUUCAACCUGUUACUUUUGUGUUACAGUGAUGCGCGCGCAUCUUAAAAUUUCACUAUCAUCAUUUUUUCAUAAUGCGCCUAAAGAAGUAUACCUUCUAAAAUGUUAUCUAUAUGUCACGUAACAGCCGUGAGUUGUUUCAGCUGGCGGCGUGUCGUAGACUAAAGGUCUAAGUCGCAUCCUGUGCUAUUAAGUCUCCCACUGGUAGUUUUCUAACCCCCUUAUUCAUAAUGGUCCGCUAACUUAAAACAGCCGCUAAGGAGUGUUGUUUCUCUUUCUGACUUAUGUCAAUAGAAGAAGACAGAGUGAGAAUUAGCAAUGCUUUAAGUUAGCAGAGUAUUACGAAUAAGGGGGUAACAAAUUAGCUAUUUGAGCCUGCUAGCCUUAACACCACCCAGAUUAUUCCUGGUGCUUUCUCAGUAAUGCAUGAAAAAUGAAUAAAAGCCUCCCCAAUCCUCGCAAAUGAACGCUAACAAGAAGCCUCAAUUAAAAAUGCGUAUAGUUCAUAUAUUUGUGCAGUGUCUGAAUACGCCAACGCGUCACACUUACACCAUAAAUUAUCGAUCCGUCUCUAACACACGCGGUCAAGCUUGUCAGCGUGACAAAUCAAUCGCCUGAUUACGAAAUGUAGGCAGUGUGAUUUUUAAUCUAGUAGCUUCAUAUUAACAAUUAAAAUAAACCGAAAAUAAUUUUUGAUUGAUCUUAUAUGAUUUUUUUAUAUUAAUCUGUAUGAUAAAAUAUAUAAUUGGUGGGUACUGUGAACGUUAAAUGACCAAUCAGAUACUGACGUUUUGUCUAGUUUUGACAGAUGGCAAUUGGCAACAAGCGCCAUUUUGAAUUAUACUUAUUGGCGCGGCUGAAUAGGAGUAAUGAGUAUGUACUGCAAUAAAUUAUAAUAUUAUUAUUAUAUACAGCAAAAUUACAAAUAUACGUUAUGUGACAGUUAUAUAGUUUUACGCGCGUUGUAUAGUUAAAGUUUAGAUGAUAAUUAUGUAAAUAUAUAAACAAUGUAGUAAAUA
Messenger RNA from Leptidea sinapis, 8486 nucleotides. It is a transcript of the gene Eaf, whose product is annotated as ell-associated factor Eaf. Gene Ontology annotation, cellular component: super elongation complex. Bases 224 to 1213 code for a protein of 329 amino acids. NCBI's taxonomy places the organism in Eukaryota, Metazoa, Arthropoda, Insecta, Lepidoptera, Pieridae. Gene Ontology annotation, molecular function: transcription elongation factor activity. The record is from RefSeq and is a predicted model, not a curated record. Gene Ontology annotation, biological process: regulation of transcription elongation by RNA polymerase II; positive regulation of DNA-templated transcription. The transcript is spliced from 9 exons.